Molecule: messenger RNA, 2946 nt
Organism: Plutella xylostella (diamondback moth)
Lineage: Eukaryota; Metazoa; Arthropoda; Insecta; Lepidoptera; Plutellidae
Source: RefSeq, a predicted model, not a curated record
GUCCAAGCUUGGGAAGGCAGUUUAGACCUUGGGGAUAUGCACAAUGGUUCCAUUCAACAGAGCCCGGUGCAGGUACUUACACCCUCACAGAGAAUAGAGUAGAUCCGAAGCCUUACUCCCAGCGAUUAAAAGCUGAACCAACUUAAAAGCAAUAGGUACAAAUGCAGGUUAGAAGCUGAACCAGUUUCAUUCGGCACCACCACCUCGGUUUUGACUGAGACGCUAUCGUAGAAAAUAUAUCUAACAACGACUAGUGAUUCUUUUUGAAACGGUAGCCGAAGUAAGCAUAAGAUAUCAGGCCGAUGUUGCGUUCGUAUUUGAAUAGAGGUGAAAAAAAGAGAUAUGGCUCUUGUGUUUUUUCUGGCUCGGACAAGGAAAAAAUAGCUGUGCGUUCGAAGUACUAGAUAUAAGAAAUCCUAUUAUGUUUUUUAGUUUUUUAUUAUUCAACGUUAGUAAAAGAUUAAUAAUAACUAGGUACUUAUAAAAACACUAGUUAAAAGUCACAAUUCAUGACAUUAUUUACUUAUUAUUAUUAUUCACAAAAACUUUGCAAAAACUACGUUCAAAUAUCAAAUUUGUGUCUUUUGAACGUAUUUUUAAAAUUCAACAAAAAUAAUCUGUGAAACAGUCGGAAACGUCAAAUGCAUAGAGAAAAAAUAAAUGAUUGUGAAAAAUAACUGGUCAACAAAUCCAAAAUUUUAAAGUUUUCGCAAGAUAGGUUGUGUUGGAAGAAGAUAAAACUUACAAAACUAUAAUAAACAUGUGUGAAGAUAAUCGACGCCGCGUUACUUUGAGCCAGUUGGAGAGCUUAUGGGAGUCAUUAAACUCCCAUAGAGGUCUCAUUUCUGGCCACAAUAAAAGUUGCCAGGCGAGGGAAUACGCUCAUAAUUCGUGGACCGGCAUCGCCGCCAUCCUGAACGCGCACGCCAACGGGGCCGAAAAAGACUGGAAAGGUUGGAGCAGGUACUGGAAUGACUACAAAUGCAAGCUAAAAAGUAGAAUUGCUUCUGUGCGUAACUCUCAGAGUCGGACAGACGGCGGCACAGCCAAGGAGUUGACGGAAAUAGAAGACAAGUUCCUGGGGCUCCUUGGUGAUGAUUUUGGAGUAGAAAUAUCUGGGCCAAGAGUAGACCCAUUGAAGUCUUCUCCAAACUUCACCCUCAUCAUGCGUAGCUGCACCGCCCUACUCCGCUCGCUGGGCCGAGCCGCCGAGCGGGUGAUCGACCACGCGGCGUUCCAGCAGAUCCUGGCGCUGACGUCACUGACUGCGGCGGAGCGAGCUCGGGUGACGGGGCAGGCUGUCAGGGCCGCUAUGGACGAUGAUCAUGAUUAUUGUGCUGAGAUUGACAUGGACGCGCUGGGCGAGGCGGGGGAAGGCGAUGAGUUUCCUGUGCCAAUGGUGAUAAAGGACGAGGUGGAGGUGACGCACUGGCAGUGUUCGUGCGACGCGAUCGCGGGCCGCCACGACGACGCGUGUGAUGCCGCCGUCGUCGACUAUUUAGAGCACUUCCGGAUAUCCCCGGACGAGGCAACCUGCACGAUCUGCGAGGAGACUCUGACCUGGACCUCUGUGGAGACGCUCAAGGAACAUCUCAGCACGCAUCCGGAGGCCGCGGGGGGAGACCACGAGGACGAUAGCGAUAUCCAUCCAACCCAAGAGAAACAAGCGAAAAUCAAUCAGCCUAUAAUACAGAAGCCACCGCCGCCGCCGUCACCGCCAAUCAUGAAAAUACCCAAAGACGUCAAAAUAAUACCACAAAACGACACGCCAUUGGCCGAAACACCGCCAGCCAAUAAGAAACGUAAGAUCGAACCAAUCGAAGACAACGAACCAAUCACGAUAAAGCACGACCCCUCCACAUUGGAUAGAUUUAAAAGUCUCGACCAAUUCGGUCUUUACGUAGCCUCGUUGCUGAAACUUCUGCCUAAAGAUAAGUGUAUAAAGUAUCAGAAUCAAAUAGUCGAUAGGUUGUUGAAGGAUCAGGCGGCUGCCGCUUAGUAGAAUAAUGUCUCUUGGAUGUGGUUUCAUAGGAUUUGGAGCAAUUUUGUUCAAUUUAAAGGUGAAUUUUGAUGCACACCGCUUCAGUUGUCACAUACGUGUGAAACCUGUAUGUCUAGAAUCUAGAUGUAAUGUAGGUUUUCACAUUCCAAAAUGGCGAUACAAUUAAAUUAAUUGACGAUACAGAAAUUGACAUAACUUUUGAAUAUAAAUAUUAAAGCCAACCUGAAUCAUUAAUUCAACUAAUUUGCAUUAAGAUUGUUUCGUCGAGGAAGUAUGACAAACAGAUAGAUAAUUACUUCGAAUUCGAAUACACACCUAUUAUUGUAUAGACUUUUAAAAAUACUAGACAAUGAUUGAAAUUAUACAGAAACGAAAGCGGUCUCUAAAGAACCACACAAAAAGUAAUAAGUACGUAAAAGAACUCAGGUAACCGACAUCACUCCUAAAAUCUACAAGCUGAAGUGGCACUGUGCCGGCCAUAUAUUCCGAAAAACCGAUGACCGGUGGGGCAACCACGAACUGGCAAGACGACCUUAGAUAAUAAAGAUAGUAGCUGGAUGAGGAAGGCCGAGGACCGAGUGUUGUGGCGCUCCUUGGGAGAGGCCCUAUGUCCAGAAGUGAACCAUUACGGGCUGAUGAUGAUGAUAAACUGAAAGAAGGAGAACAUUUUCUUUUAAAUCACAAUUUUACCUACCUCCAAUAGGUACCAUAGUCUAGUUAUUUAAGAUGUACAGUCUGCUUUGCAAAUAUCUGACUUCACCAUAUUACAUUUUUUGUAUAGGAGUGUGGUCAGAUAUCUGUGUGGCAGACUGUAAGUACAAGAUGAUUAUGUGAUUUAAGUAUAGAUAAGUACUUAUUAAGGAUUUAUCAUUCUAAGGAAUUCGUUUGUAAUUUAGUAUUAAGUAUAAAAAUUCUAAUAAAUAUUGAAGUAUUUUAAAACAUAA